This is a messenger RNA of Tupaia belangeri chinensis (Chinese tree shrew), 3290 nucleotides long. It is a transcript of the gene CNOT9, whose product is annotated as CCR4-NOT transcription complex subunit 9. Gene Ontology annotation, biological process: mRNA catabolic process. Gene Ontology annotation, cellular component: CCR4-NOT complex. The transcript is spliced from 8 exons. NCBI's taxonomy places the organism in Eukaryota, Metazoa, Chordata, Mammalia, Scandentia, Tupaiidae. The record is from RefSeq and is a predicted model, not a curated record. Bases 408 to 1307 code for a protein of 299 amino acids.
ACUCAGCCCAGCGGGGCAUGCGCAAUGCUCAACCUCCAGCCUGCUUAGCUUUUCCCGCCCUUCACUGGCCUCUGGAGGAGAGUCAGAGUUCACGCCCCUCUCUGGGGAUACCUGCUAGAUGCCGGAGAAUGUGGGGACUAGUAGGUCGCGGACGUCCUUCCGGCCCUGAACCUUAAGAGGCAAAGGACAUACCCUGGAACUGUUAACUAGGCCGAGGGCCAGGAGGCGGGAAGAGGUUCUGUGGGCGGGGUCAGAGGUGAGAGGUCAGAGGGUUGCGAAAGGGGCGGAGCGAGCGGGAGGCGGAUGGCGGCUACAGCAGCUUCUCAUCUUCGGCGGCAGAGGCGCUGAGGCUGGGACGCGGUUCGUUCGCGUCCGGCGGUGAAAGGAGAGCGGCGGCCGCUCCCAACAUGCACAGUCUGGCUACGGCUGCGCCUGUGCCUACUGCACUGGCUCAGGUGGACAGAGAAAAGAUCUACCAGUGGAUCAACGAGCUGUCCAGUCCAGAGACAAGGGAAAAUGCUUUGCUGGAGCUAAGUAAGAAGCGAGAAUCUGUUCCUGACCUUGCACCCAUGCUAUGGCAUUCAUUUGGUACUAUUGCAGCACUUUUACAGGAAAUUGUAAAUAUUUAUCCAUCUAUCAACCCGCCCACUUUGACAGCACACCAAUCUAACAGAGUUUGCAAUGCUUUAGCAUUAUUGCAAUGUGUGGCAUCACACCCAGAAACCAGAUCAGCAUUUCUCGCAGCACACAUCCCACUUUUUUUGUACCCCUUUUUGCACACUGUCAGCAAAACACGUCCCUUUGAGUAUCUUCGGCUCACCAGCCUUGGCGUUAUUGGGGCCCUGGUAAAAACAGAUGAGCAAGAAGUAAUCAACUUUCUACUGACAACAGAAAUUAUCCCUUUGUGUUUGCGCAUUAUGGAAUCUGGAAGUGAACUUUCUAAAACAGUUGCCACAUUCAUCCUCCAGAAGAUACUCUUAGAUGACACUGGUUUGGCUUAUAUAUGUCAGACAUAUGAACGUUUCUCCCAUGUUGCCAUGAUCUUGGGUAAGAUGGUCCUACAGCUAUCCAAAGAGCCUUCCGCCCGUCUGCUGAAGCAUGUAGUGAGAUGUUACCUUCGACUCUCAGAUAAUCCCAGGGCACGUGAAGCACUCAGGCAGUGCCUCCCUGACCAGCUGAAAGACACAACCUUCGCCCAGGUGCUAAAAGAUGACACCACCACGAAACGCUGGCUUGCACAACUGGUGAAGAACCUGCAAGAGGGCCAGGUCACCGAUCCCCGGGGUAUCCCUCUGCCCCCUCAGUGAUCCUCCCCUGUCCCCUCCCACUAUUCCCCCAAGUUGGGGAAGGGAGGGGCAGUCUACAAGGAAAACAGCUCAGGUUUAUCGCCGACCGGGAAUAGACAACCUCAAUGCUGAACUGCACUGGAGAAAAGGGGGCGAGGUACCCCUGCUGAGGUGUCUGGGCUGCCAUCUCAGGCUGCCUUGAGGACCUGGGCUUCCUCUGCUCCUCCCAGGAUAUGGGCUCCUGACACAGCAGUCUGCCACCACAGCCCCAGGAGGGUGUCAACACCAGCAAAUGCUGUAUUUGCAGCAUGCCCAAGAUGACCUUUCUCCCCCAUCUCUACCUAGCCACUGACAGAGAGGGGAGACAGUGGUGAUAGCAGCAGCACUCUAGGCAUGGUGAACGCCUGGGACCAAGCCAUGUGGCGUUUUUAUUUUGCCUUCCUGGAAGACUCAAGAUGUGUCUCUUCAUUCUCUCUCUCAGUAUUUGUUUACUUUGUUUUUUUGUUUUUAGUCUCAGAGAGAGGUGUGUUUAGUGGACACAAGCUGUAAUAUUCAGCAAAACCUUGUCAAUUGGCACUGUUUACAAGUUUGUUAGCUGCAUAAGCUCAAUAAAAAGUUGGUCUGGGCAUUACAACCCCUCUGGCAGGCCAAUAGCUGCAACAAGCAGUUGGGAGGAAUGGGAGGCGCAGGGGGAAGAUGUAAAGCCAAAGGACAGCAAGAACCCACCGCCUGUUUCCCUUCCUUCUCCCAUUUUUCUGCUCCCAGUCGUGGAUGCCAUGAGGACCUUAACCUUGUUUCUGGCGUUAGCUGCUAGCUUUUCCAAAUCUCAGUGCUUUUUUUCUUUUCUUUUUUUUUUUUUUUUAAACUUCCCUUCUAUUAAACUUAAUUCAUUGAGCUGUCCUGGAAGGGUAUUAUAUUGGGGGAAGAGGGGCGGAGGUGGCCCUCAUCUUCAGUGCACAUCUUCACUGAUAUUUUCUUGAUGACUUUUUAAAGGGAGGUGCCUAAUAGUAAGGUGACAGGCUACUUGAUCCUGUUCUUUGUUUUAGUGUGAAUUUCAGCAGCUCUAUUUGUCUUCAUGAUUGUACUUGAAACAGUAUUAGCUGAAUGAGCUGAAAUUACUCAAAUUUGAGAUGGAGAGCUGGACUCUGCUUGUUUGCUCAGUUUCAAUUAUUUUUCUUUUUGACACAUUCUCUUUUGGUCAAUGGAAGUUACAGGGUUGUCCCUAAAACAUUUUUGACUCAUACUGUGUUAGAGAACUCCCCUUUCUUCUCUGGAGCUUUAGAUGGCUCUGUUCACAACCCACAGGCUUGAAUCUGUAACUAAAUGUAAACUGCCUUGCUUUCUCAAAAUCCUUCCCCCUUCUAUCACCUGCUUUCUCUCUCUCUCAUCCCCAUCUCUAAGCAAAUAUGGGAUUGCUAAUCCAGCUCGAGAGAGGGACCAAGUAUUUUCUGUCCAAGUUUCGCACAAUUAAAGGUAUCUCUGAAUAAGUAUGGAGAGAGACUGUAGGGGGCAGACUCAGAAACCUUUGCAGAGGCAGUUUUGCCAACACAAGGGCUCUUUCAAGCCGACUUUCACAAAGGGAGCCGGCCUAGUUAGUUGGCUUCUGUCUCUUUAGAGCCAAGAAAGUAGCAAUUAAAUAGCCUAGAUUUAGGAAGGGUAGAAUAAGCACUUAUUCCCUGCCUUCCAAAAUGAAGAGGAGAACAAGGCCAGCUCUCAAUAAUCUCAAACCUGAAGAGGAGAGAUCUUGGAGAAAGCAGAGAACAGCAUGGACUGGAUAGAUGUCUUGACUCCCUUCAGCCCAUAGUCUGUGAUCUGGAGAGUCCAGCUAGGGUCACCCUGAUUUUUUGACAACCGCCUUUCUGCUGAGCCAAAGUUUUCUCAUUCCCCCUCCACUGGGGAAGCAGCUGAGGCCCAGGGCCUUGCUCCCUGGGAAAUUCUCUUCUCUCUCCAUCUUUCGGUGCAUUGGCCAUGUUACUGUGCCAAUAGUGUCUUAAUUCUUGUCCC